Leguminivora glycinivorella is the source of this 372-nucleotide messenger RNA. RefSeq lists its product as uncharacterized. The record is from RefSeq and is a predicted model, not a curated record. The transcript is spliced from 3 exons. Bases 1 to 372 code for a protein of 123 amino acids. NCBI's taxonomy places the organism in Eukaryota, Metazoa, Arthropoda, Insecta, Lepidoptera, Tortricidae.
AUGGCAGCCGUGUCCAGUUCUCAGCUUCCUAAGAAGCGGGAACUGCCGAAGCUGAUGGCAUGCAUGACGAAGAAUAGUGUGGAAAAUAUGAGGAACAGACUUAUAUUUGCUAUGGAUGCACUAGACUCUAAGGCAGUGAGGAGGCGUAAGUUACCACUCCACGAAUGUCUAAUGCUGGAGCUCCGAGAGGCUGGAUACCGCGAAGCCGCCGAGUACCUACAAGACCUCCUAUAUGAUAACAUGCAGCUGGUCAUGGAAGACGAUAUAGGGAUUAUAGUGGACCUGACGAAGAGACCUGACUACUUGGAGCAUAUCGGUGCUGAGCUGCAGAAGGCUGAGAAAGAAAGGGAUAAAGUCAGCUGCAGAGAAUAG